This is a messenger RNA of Chilo suppressalis (striped riceborer), 1203 nucleotides long. NCBI's taxonomy places the organism in Eukaryota, Metazoa, Arthropoda, Insecta, Lepidoptera, Crambidae. The record is from the annotation of a GenBank genome assembly.
GUUAAUUGUAUUUACGGAACAGAGAGACAAAAUGUUAUUAAUGAAAUAUUAUAAAAUUACAUAUUAUUUAAUUAUUACUCAUUCAGGCAUAUUAGCACUAUGGAAAGAUAAAAUGAAAAAAACAACGAAGUCCAUUGAAGAAAUGGUUUCCGAUUAUGAAGAUGACAUGAACUCUAUGAUUGCAAUUUCAGAAAAGGAAAACGUAGAGCUGUAUGAAGAAUUCUAUGAAGAUUUGGAUAACAGAAUAACAACUGAACAGUCUAUGAACAUGAUUUUUUUUGGACCUCCGAUUUCUUUUAUGCGUCUUGAUACUGAAACUAUCCUUCAUAUUUUCGUGCACACUAAAAAGCAUUUAGUACCAAUAUCAAGAGCUCUACUCGCAUGGGAUAUGCUAACAGAUGGUAAAACUGCCGCAUUUUUACAAGGACGUGAGUUUUUAGCAUUUGGGUCUCUUUUAAAUAUAAUACCCGAAGAAGAUUUAUAUUACGUGAAUUUUGGUGAUCCUUCAGUAUUGAAAUACUUUUCCAGCAGUGCAAUACAAUUACGUAGUCGUAAGUAUGGUAUUCUAGCCGCUGCCUAUAAGCGAUACUUUGGAGAUUCUUGGUAUAAAAAUAGCUCUCAAAUAAAUGAAUUAGGUUACUUGCUAUGUGGAUUUCCAUCCUCGGAUUUGAAACAGAUUUCGCCUCAUAUGUUUCUAGAUCUAAGUAUCGAUGUUUUGAACAAACUGGAUAAAUGUAAACCAUAUCAAAGUAAGAUUUUGUAUAAUAUUGCAACUAGUCCAGACGCAUUCGGAGAACCGUACAAAUGGUCAUCACAUGAAAUAGGUCGACUAGGUUCUUUAUUCAAUUGCAUUCCGGCUGAUGACAUUAGUUCUAUACAAUUAGAAGCUGUACCCUCCAUAUCUGAUAAAGUAAUGAAAUCGAUGCAUAUAAGGAAGCUCAAGUACUUUACAAAGCAACAAAUAUUAAGAAUGAAUCCAAAAGCACGACGUGUAUUUAUUUUGCGAAUGCAACUGAAAAGCAGUCUCGAUAUGAGUCAAGUUUCAAGACAACGUGGAAGAUUUAUAGUGGAAAGUAGAUCAACAGUCCUGUUUAUACUCGCAUGCAUAGUCACCUUAGUGUAAUGAAUGACGAACGUUUAUUUAAAACAAUUUCAGAUUUACUUCAUGUUAUGAUUAUUUCAUACAGAUAAUAAAUUUUGAUU